GCUCCUCCCGCUUCCCAACACACGCCAAUUUCUUCUCCUCACUCGCCGACGCCAGCACCCCUCCCGCGGCCACAGGCAGCUCGAGCUCGAUCCACCCAGCCAUGGGCUCCACCGCCGCCGACAUGGCCGCGGUCGCGGACGAGGAGGCGUGCAUGUACGCGUUGCAGCUGGCGUCGUCCUCCAUCCUGCCCAUGACGCUCAAGAACGCCAUCGAGUUGGGCCUGCUCGAGGUCCUGCAGGAGGCCGCCGGCAAGGGCGCGGCUGGGGCGGCGCUGGCCCCCGAGGAGGUGGUGGCGCGGCUGCCCGUCUCGCCCAAGAACCCCGACGCGCCCGCCAUGGUGGACCGCAUGCUGCGGCUGCUGGCCUCCUACGAGGUGGUGAGGUGCGAGAUGGAGGAGGGGAAAGACGGCAAGCUCUCGCGGCGGUACAGCGCGGCCCCGGUGUGCAAGUGGCUCACUCCCAACGAGGACGGCGUGUCCAUGGCGGCGCUCGCGCUCAUGAACCAGGACAAGGUCCUCAUGGAGAGCUGGUACUAUUUGAAGGACACGGUGAUCGACGGCGGCAUCCCGUUCAACAAGGCGUACGGCAUGACGGCGUUCGAGUACCAUGGCACGGACCCGCGCUUCAACCGCGUGUUCAACGAGGGCAUGAAGAACCACUCCGUCAUCAUCACCAAGAAGCUGCUCGAGUUCUACACCGGCUUCGAGGGCGUCGGCACCCUGGUCGACGUCGGCGGCGGCAUCGGCGCCACCCUCCACGCCGUCACCUCCCACUACCCGCAGAUCAAGGGGAUCAACUUCGACCUCCCCCACGUCAUCUCCGAGGCUCCCCCCUUCCCGGGGGUGCAGCACGUCGGCGGCGACAUGUUCAAGUCGGUGCCCACCGGCGACGCCAUCCUCAUGAAGUGGAUCCUCCACGACUGGAGCGACGCCCACUGCGCGACGCUGCUCAAGAACUGCUACGACGCGCUGCCGGCGCACGGCAAGGUGAUCAUCGUCGAGUGCAUCCUGCCCGUGAACCCGGAGGCGACGCCCAAGGCGCAGGGCGUGUUCCACGUCGACAUGAUCAUGCUCGCGCACAACCCCGGCGGCAAGGAGCGGUACGAGCGGGAGUUCCAGGAGCUCGCCCGCGGCGCCGGGUUCACGGGCUUCAAGGCCACCUACAUCUACGCCAACGCAUGGGCCAUCGAGUUCAUCAAGUAGACCCAUCUUCUUGCAUUCUUGCGAUGCGAUGAUAUGGUCGUCGUCGUCUUCUUCUUCUUCUUGCUGCUGCUGCUCCGUUGUCGCGUCUGUACUUUUGCUUAAUUUACUCUCUUCCUGCUGCUGGCCCCUGCUGCCUGCCUCCAUGGUUAUCUUCGAUCUUCUCGACCUCUUUCUUGCUCUGAAAUUCUAAUGGUUGUAUACGUGUCGUGGAGUUGUCUGCCGCCAUGUACCAUUAAUAAUGAUCAAGGUUAUACGAAAUAUAAUGACACGAUUAUUUCUCUCGUUUGGUGAA
This is a messenger RNA of Phragmites australis (common reed), 1494 nucleotides long. RefSeq names its product caffeic acid 3-O-methyltransferase. Lineage: Eukaryota; Viridiplantae; Streptophyta; Magnoliopsida; Poales; Poaceae. The transcript has 2 exons. Gene Ontology annotation, molecular function: S-adenosylmethionine-dependent methyltransferase activity; O-methyltransferase activity; protein dimerization activity. Bases 102 to 1202 code for a protein of 366 amino acids. The record is from RefSeq and is a predicted model, not a curated record. Gene Ontology annotation, biological process: methylation.